AUGAAUCCCUAUCCGAAGCAUUCGGUUCGUUACUGGAUUUUUGUACGGUCCCAAGCCAAGUUUAUCCUCGGCACGGGCUCUAAAAUAAGUGAGGUGAAAGGUUUGUGUCUUAAGUACCUCUCAGCUGGCGGUGCGCUCUCAACUCUACAUCCCAUAUCGCAAUCGCCCAUUGCUGCUACAACACCCGCUCACCCGCCCGCCUCGAUCAGUCCACCAUCCAAUGGACACGACAGCAAUGUUAGUAGCACCGGUGGCGGUGAUCAUAAUAGCGGUACAUUAACACCAGAUCCAGCUUCACAGCCCUCCAACCAUGACAGACCUUGUGCGGCCGGUAGUAGCGGCAGCGCUAGUGGCAGCAUCGACAGUGGUUCCCUCGAGCCGUAUGCCACAUGUCCAACGGCCGGUACAAUGGCGAGCAUACCACAACCGCAACAACACCCGCUUGCCUCGACUGCAGUUUGCUGUGAUAAUGGACGACCUGUAAUGACAGAUCCGAUGACGGGGCAAACGGUUUGUUCGUGUCAAUAUGAUCCAACCCGUUUGGCGUUAAGUAGUUAUGCGCGUAUGCAAUCGGCGGCAGCAGUGGCAGCAUCAGCAGCGGGUGCUCAAACGCCCACUGUCGGCGUAUACGGUACUCCAUAUCCAUCGAACGAACAGAACCCGUAUCCCAGUAUUAGUGUGGACAGUGGACCGUUUUACUCGAGUUUGAGUACGCCUUAUGCUUUGAAAGAUGGCAGCUGCAGCGGAAGUGAAGUCACAACGUGGACUUCGACGGGCUUGCCUCCGACGACCGGCUACUACACCUACGAUCCAACAUUCGGUGCGUAUAGUUAUGGCGCCAGUUAUGAUUUAGCAUCGCGGCGGAAGAAUGCAACGCGUGAGUCCACGGCGACGUUAAAGGCCUGGCUUAGCGAGCACAAGAAGAAUCCGUAC
Rhagoletis zephyria (snowberry fruit fly) is the source of this 933-nucleotide messenger RNA. RefSeq names its product homeobox protein araucan-like. The record is from RefSeq and is a predicted model, not a curated record. Lineage: Eukaryota; Metazoa; Arthropoda; Insecta; Diptera; Tephritidae. Gene Ontology annotation, cellular component: nucleus. Gene Ontology annotation, molecular function: DNA-binding transcription factor activity, RNA polymerase II-specific; RNA polymerase II cis-regulatory region sequence-specific DNA binding. Gene Ontology annotation, biological process: neuron differentiation; cell development; regulation of transcription by RNA polymerase II.